CUAACGAUCCCUACCGCCACAGAAUUUAUUUCGAUCUCCUCUUCAGUUCAUCCCAAGAACCAAAGAAUUUCAAUACGUUUUUGUUCCCAAAGCCAACUAAAAAACAACAAAAACCAGAGAAAAGAAUGACGCAGAGCAAAGUGUUGGUAGGGUUAGGAGUCCAGAAGAAAACAACCGUUAAGCGUAAUAAGAGGAAGAAAAUGAUCAACAAAGUGAUACACUAUCUUACUUCUGACACUUACAUGUUUGCGCCUCUAAUCUCCCACCCACCUCACGCCUUUCGCUCCCCCAUAAAGACACCGACUUCUUCUUCUUCUUCUUCUUCUACUUCAGGAUUGCAAGCAAGGCAACCCAUCGAAGGAAACAGCAAGAGGUUGCUCAACAAUGUUGGGGACUAUCUCAAGUCUGACUCUUACAUGUAUGCUCCCCUGCUUGUUCCGCCACCACAAACCAUUACUAGUACUACGAGCCCUCCAAAAGGGUCGUCUGAGUACCUUGAGAGGGUUGUAACCAUGGCAGUUUCGAAGAAGAAAUUAAUUUUCAUAGACAACAAAUCAAAUGAGCCAAAUGAUCAGCCGUGUGCAAAGGCAAUAGCACGGAAUGAUGCCUCCAAGGGCCACCGUCCUAAAAAAGUCAUUUCAGAGAAGCAGUCUGUAGUGCACAAGGAAACAGUAAAGCACGUGGUUCCCAAUAGUUGUCGCUCAUCGUUGAUGUCAGGUCACCUUUUUUAGCGCAUGAUACUUUGAUAUUUAGUUAUUUACAUAUACACGCAGUUGUAGUUGCAUGCAUUUCCUUUAUACUUCCAUUCACAGCUUAACCCUACUGCAAUCGAUUUGCAAGGAGCUAGCGUACGGGUUACCUGUAUUUGACGUGCAUGUCUGUUUGUUUCUUUGUGCCAGGGGUCAUGUAUAUAUAUCUGGCAUUCUUGUAGUUCGUACAUGGAUCUCUUGAUCAUAGCAAACUGUUGGAAACAAUGAAUAAUACCAAUAAACAUGUGAUCUUAUUGUUC
Molecule: messenger RNA, 1009 nt
Organism: Malus domestica (apple)
Lineage: Eukaryota; Viridiplantae; Streptophyta; Magnoliopsida; Rosales; Rosaceae
Source: RefSeq, a predicted model, not a curated record